Messenger RNA from Owenia fusiformis, 1067 nucleotides. Lineage: Eukaryota; Metazoa; Annelida; Polychaeta; Sabellida; Oweniidae. The record is from the annotation of a GenBank genome assembly.
UAGGGAUUUCCCAUAUUUUGGAAAUUCAAAAUAAAAAGUUGUCUAUUUUAAGUUUUUAGGUCAUAUAAGUCUUAUCGAAAUGUGUAUAUUCGUGUAAAUUUAUACAGGCAGGUUAUAUCACGUCCAAUGUAGUCAACGAUCGUGAGAUAAACAUGAUUAUGGAAACACUCACACAUGUUACCAAUCAAGUAUAGCUAGUACACAUAGAUGAUUAAACCAGGAACAUGAUUCUCACGAGACAUUCCACAUUGACAUUUUCAAUAAUCAGAAGUCAUUGGAGAACUUUGAAAAGUCUACACAUCAAGCCUGACAUUAAGCAACAUGUGACAAGAUGUUUGAAACACUCCAAGGCCACUUCAUUGUUCUGCAAUAGGCUCAAAGCUGUAGGUGAAGCUGCAGUGGUUGAGUUAGAUCUCAAUAUGGACGUCUUAGUUGAUAAGGAGUCAUACCUGAGAAUGUGGAAGAGUAUAAACUCAAGAGGGCUGGUUCAUUUAAAACUCAAAGACAUGAAAGAAACCUAUGCAGAAUAUGAUGAGCUGAAACAGCAGAGAGAAAAUUUGGAGUUAGAAAAGGAUACCAUAUCUCAGAAGUUUAGUGAGCUUAUGAAAAACAAGGAUGCUGUUGACAAGAAGACUUUAGAUGAAGAGAAGAGGCUGCUGCAGGAGAAAGGGAAGGAAGUGAAGCAACAACUGAAAGACACUCAGGUUAAGUUUGCUGAUUUAGAAGAGAAAGUGAUUACAUUUGUUUUACAGCUGCCCAAUUAUGUGCAUGAUUUAGCACCAAAGGGUGUGUCAAGGAGGCAUUUAACUAGACAGUGGUAUCCUCCUAAAGAGUUUGACUUUGAAGCCAAAUCUUACAUGGAAUUGUGUGGAGAAAAUCUGGAAUUCAGCCCCAUGUCCCCCAAAGCUUACUACCUGAAGGGUAAACUGGCCAUGCUAGAGCAGGCCCUCAUACAUUAUACAACAGAUCACCUUCUUGAAGCAGGCUUUGAGCAGAUGUCAUGCCCUGAUAUGUUCAAGACACCAGUACUUGAAGCUUGCUCCUUGUAUUCUGAAGAGAAGAAGAAG